This is a messenger RNA of Lagopus muta (rock ptarmigan), 3376 nucleotides long. RefSeq names its product protein Fer3-like. The transcript has 2 exons. Gene Ontology annotation, molecular function: RNA polymerase II transcription regulatory region sequence-specific DNA binding; DNA-binding transcription factor activity, RNA polymerase II-specific; protein dimerization activity. The record is from RefSeq and is a predicted model, not a curated record. The coding region runs from base 2798 to 3376 and encodes 192 amino acids. Gene Ontology annotation, biological process: developmental process; regulation of transcription by RNA polymerase II. NCBI's taxonomy places the organism in Eukaryota, Metazoa, Chordata, Aves, Galliformes, Phasianidae.
AUUCAAAUCGAAAUCCAAGUGGUCAUGGCUCCAUUGUCUAACAUAGACAUAACAGAUAUACUGACUCAUAGAACUUGCUGUCAUUAGGCACUACUGAUAGUAGCCAAAUUUUGUCUCUAGAUCCCCCUCAAUCUAAGGAUGCUUUGGGGGAAAUGAAUGUUGAACAGAUCUUGAAUUCACACUUCACAACUAACAGCAUUCUCCCUCAAACUUUGGUGCCACUUUGUUCAUUGUUUGAGACUCCUUUACCAUAUCUUGCAGAUAUGGGAAGUGCAAAAAUGAUCCAACUAGUGGUAUAUUAUGUCCCCAUCUGGCAAACUCUGUCAGAAGCAUCAGAAGUUCAGCAAGUCUAAAGCUGUGGUAAAGUUUGAUUUUGUGAGGCAUGGGAACCUCAAUUUCUCUUCUGAGGCCUGAUCUCUUUCAUAGUUGGCUUUCUAAGGGAAAAACUUUUCUUAUUUUUCUUUCCCUCUUCCACUUCCCUUCCCCCACCUCUGCUUUGUCCAGAGCCUUUCUAAGAAAGCCAAAUUCCCCUGAACAUGCUAAAAGAAAGCUUGCAAGAACAUCUGCUUUCCAUCUGUGGAGCCAGACAUAUCCCCAGGCAACACUAUUAGCAGUGAUGGAUCUGGAAGGGAGCAUUAAGUGCCGAAGAAGCAUCUGAUGAGAAAGAGGAACCCAGCACAUAAAGCUAACCAUAUUAUUUGCCAGGUAUUCUUGUUUCUACCCAUUGCUCCCAAUGGACAACCAUCUCCUCCAAACUCCUAUUCAGGAGAAGACCUGCUGUUUUCUUGCUGAUUUAAGUAUUUUCAAGUGUCUUACAUUUGUGCCUCAGGUGAUCAAAUGAGAACUACCAAGUGCUCAGUUAAAAAGCGACUGUUGAAAAGUAGAAGUGUUCAAAAGGGAAUCUGAAAUCGGGGAACUGCAAAGCACCUACGAGAAGUCAACGACAGCAGCAAUUCCGCAGAGAUAUUUUGAGUAGAGUUGGUGCAGUGCAUAAACUUAGGCAAGAAGGCUUUUCCAUUCCUUGUUUUCUGCAUAGCAGCACCCAAAUCUACUUAGUAGUGCAUACAAAGGACUCCUGGGAUCAGUAGUUCCAGUGCUAUGAAUGGGGAACGGGGAACUGUAGUAAGUCAUUUCUUUUGAGAUUACUGCUUGCACAUAACACUGGAAAAUACAGUUACAUAGUUUAAAAUAAAAUGUUGCAGAAUGACCUCUGUGUUGACUGGCCUGAGUUCUACUCUCAAUUCUGUCACCUGAAACUGUGGCCAUUUCUUUCCCCUCUCCCAGACACUGAUUCAGAAGACUCAGAAAGGAUCCCCUUGCUUUCUAAGCUCCUUCUCUGAGAGGAAACUAGGUGUGGCUAGGUCUAGAUCUAAGUUUUAUGUCUAAAGGAUGAUGUGUGUACUUGCUUAACAGAAUAAAAAUCUGGCCUCUCAAAUACUUCUGUCGAAACACUUUCACAAAAUCAAAAAUAGAUUGCUUACUGAGGUAAAUAUAACAGAUUCAAAACUGCCAUUGAUAAAUUUACUAGCUACAUUAGUGCUGAAUAAAUUUCUUAUGUAUCUUAACAAGGUUUGUGUUCUUAAUUUAACACUGAACCCUCACAAAGUAACAGGACAUAAGCCUUGGCACAAAGUCAAGUAUUUGAUAGAGUGUAUUGAUAGAAGUGCUUAAUGCCAUGCUUCGGGGAAUCACCUAGGCUUUCUCUAACUUAAAAUGUUUCUUUUCCAUUAAAGUUCUUAAGAUAUCACUUAAAGUACUUCUGAAGGAAUUUAAAUAUCGAUGUAAGUAUUGCAGAAAUCAAGGAGGUUGAAUUUACACUUGCAUUGUAAACUUGAUUUAAAGUUCUGGUGGUGCUUAACAACUUUGAUCCCAUUUGUUAAUUAUCGCAGGAAGAAAAGUCACAAAUUGUCAUACUGGAUAAUUUCUACCACCCUGCUUUCUAGCAUUUCUCAAGACAUGACCCACCUGUUAAUCAUUUUAGGACUACGCUUGUGUCAAAGGGACUGCAAUUUCCAAGUGCUUAGUAUGGUCUGAGAAGAACUACAAAAUACCUACAGCAUCCAAAAGGUGUGUAAUUUACGUAUGGAUCAGAAAAUGCAGCAAAUGUAUUGGUGUUGGUUUACUCAGUGUGAGGUAUCACUGUUUUCCAUUUUAACACAGCAGUAAAUCACACAUCUUUAUUCCAACCAUUCUAGAAGUGCAGAAGAUGCAACUGGCUUCUGCUAUCAAAAAGGACAUAGCCAUAUGUUUCUGACAGCAUUAUAAUAGGGUUUUGUUUGUCCAGUUAUAGGAGAAUGUGAGGCUAAUAGCACUUAACCAGAAAGAUAAAGAACUGUAGUUUGUUUCCUCAUCCAGUUACAGCUUACUGAAACCAACAGCAAUAACAAUAAAGUCCCAGAGUGAACCCCACUCUAAAGAGUAGACAGAGAGACUGAACUUGUGGAUGAACUCAGUAAUUGCUUCAAUGGGUAUUCCAGCAGAAAGGUAAUAGAAAAAUUGUUCUCAUUUGUUACACUCAUUCGUAUUCUUUGUAGUGAAUAGCUAAUAAGAAGAGAAGCACAUGUGCUAAUUACCUCUGAGUGUAGAAGAAUAGGAUCCUUCCCCUGCUGAGGAGCCAUGAAGUAUUUAAAUCACGAGUCUCACUUGGAUUUGUAACUGGGGGAACUUUUGCAAUAAUCUUCCCCAAGGACAGGUAUUAAGGGGGCAUAAAUGAAAAUGGAACAUCAUUUUCCUGAUAACUGUUAGCUUGAAGUCUGAAAUAUUUCCAGUAACUUGAUUCAGACUGGUGGAUUAGAGAAUGGAGGAAUCUUUUUACAGCUUUGAGCAGGAAGACCCCACUUCCGAAUUUCUCUUCUGGGACCAAGAUCCCAACGACGAGCUCCAUCUGGACAACCUCCUUCUGGACUAUUCCUCCCCGGCAGACCACUUGUUCCCUUGGCCUUCCUCUGCGUGCCUUCCAGCAGCCCCCAGUAGCCCGGUAGCACCGCCGAGCCCGUUGGACGGAGCUCCGGAGCGGACGCGGGGUGCUGAAGCGGACAGCUCCCCUCCGCCCGGCCCCGCCGCGCCGCGCCCCGGCAGCGCCCACCGCCGGGCCGCCAACGUCCGUGAGAGGAAGAGGAUGCUGAGCAUCAACUCGGCCUUCGAUCGGCUCAGGUGUCACGUUCCCACUUUCCCGUACGAGAAACGGCUCUCCAAAAUCGACACUCUCCGCCUGGCCAUCGCGUACAUCGCUCUCCUUGGAGACAUCCUGCUCUCCGGCUGCGAACCCAAAUCCUACGUGGAGCAGUGCCUGAAGAGCAGCUUGCAAAGCCACCGCCAGGCAACCUGGAAUACAAGCGAUCUGACAGCCCGCCUGUCUUGGAUGAAGUGGGAUUAA